Molecule: messenger RNA, 1140 nt
Organism: Exophiala viscosa
Lineage: Eukaryota; Fungi; Ascomycota; Eurotiomycetes; Chaetothyriales; Herpotrichiellaceae
Product: short chain dehydrogenase/reductase
Exons: 2
Coding region: 1-1140 (379 amino acids)
Biological process (GO): secondary metabolic process
Cellular component (GO): cytoplasm
Molecular function (GO): oxidoreductase activity
Source: RefSeq, a predicted model, not a curated record
AUGUCUCAGUCCCCUCGUGUCGUCCUCAUAACCGGCGCGAACAGUGGCGUGGGCCUCGCCGCGACCAAAGUCCUCAUAACAGCUGCCGAAGAAUUUCACGUCAUCAUGACUGGCCGGUCUCUCGAGAAAGUACUCGCCGCGAAAAACGAGAUAUCGUCAUCAAAUCCAGAAAGUGCAUCUCGUCUGUCAACUAUUCAGUUGGACGUCACCGAUUCCUUGUCCGUCGAGGCCGCUGCCAAGCAAGUCCAUGAGACAUGGGGCCAUCUCGAUGCCUUGAUCAACAAUGCCGCCGUCGGCAACAUUCAGUCGCCGGACGUUCGGGUGCGGUUCCAGACGUGCCUUGAGACCAACGUGACUGGCGCGGCGGCUGUCGCUGAUGCGUUCCGACCUUUACUGCUCAAGGCUUCUGGCAAGCCGUAUAGUAUCUUUGUGUCCAGUGGUGCGGGGUCUGUAGGUGCUCUUCCUUUCUCUUUCUCCGCCUCUGUCCACCUAUGGAGCGGGAAAUCGUCUCCUUGCGGUCUGAAAAAGUCGAUGCCAGAUACACACUAUCACUACCGUAAACUUAAAGGAAGUGCUAAGGGCAUGGUCACAGCGCCGACUGACUUGUUAUCGCAGUUCUCACGCACGUCGGCACGUCUUUUCGCGCCCAACACGCCGAAUUUCCCGUCGCCCCCGAAUCCGACUGCUUACCACGCGUCCAAGGCGGCGUUGAACAUGGUGGCUCUAUUCGAACAUGCCGACUAUGGGAAUGAGAUCAAGGUAUUCGCUAUGAGCCCAGGGUUCGUCGUGAGCAAUUUGCGAGGCACGACCGAGGAGUUGCGGAGUGGAUGGGGUCUGGCAGGAGCUCCGAUAACAGCCGGGGAGACGUUGCUGGCCAUCCUCAAGGGGGAAAGGGAUGCGGAUGUGGGUAGAUUGAUCCAUAAAGAUGCUAUUACUAUCCUAACUAGGUCUGCCUAUGUGCUUGGCUUUUUCAUGGUCAUGCUUGGACAACGAAUCCUCGAAGAUUUGAAGUCAUGCCAAUGGAUAUCACCAAUGACAUACCAACAAAGUCCACCAACUGCUGAAGCUAUUGAAGAAGAGCUGCGUCCCAACCAAGACCAACUCAAUGCCAUUUUGCACCGGAAAGCCACAAAGGACUAA